AUGGAUUGGCACUAUACCAAAAAAGGGAAACAUACUGUUCGAUCAGCAUACUAUCAGAUAUUGAAUCAUCCACAUUUCUGCUUGGAUGGAUCUGAAAUAGACAUGUCACCACUUGGUGUCUGUGAUCAUGUAUGGAGCAAUCUAUGGCGUAUGAAGCUUCCUCAAAGAGUGUUACUAUUUGCAAGGAGGUUAUGCAGUAACUCUCUGCCAACUCCAGACAAUCUCAGAAUUCGACAUUUGGACCCUGAUGAUACUUGUAGCUUAUCCGGAAUUUGGCAGGCGAGGAACUUGGCAGUUUUUGAGCAGAUGAAAACGAGUACAUGCUCAACUGUACUACAAGCUAGUAGGGUUGUUCAUGAUUUUGUCUUAUCCCAAGUGCAUCCAGAAAGGAAUGAAACAACUCUUUCUGCAUUACCGCAAGGGAUCAGGCGAGCUGAAAGGGCAGUUCAUGUUUCCUUUGAUGGUGUUGUAUCUCUAUCAAGACAAUGUGCAGGAGCUGGAGUUUAUAUUGUUUCACCAGAAGGUCGCUUCUUUCAUGGAGUGGCUCGACAUUUCCCUAAUGUUUGGGAUUCUGAUUUGGCAGAAUUAUUAGCUCUUCCGGAAGCUUUACUGUUAUGUAGAAGAGUUGGACUAUCUGAUGUCAAUGUUUUGGGAGAUUCUUAG
Molecule: messenger RNA, 663 nt
Organism: Oldenlandia corymbosa var. corymbosa
Lineage: Eukaryota; Viridiplantae; Streptophyta; Magnoliopsida; Gentianales; Rubiaceae
Source: the annotation of a GenBank genome assembly